GGACAGUCGAAACACGGCGGAGGGAGACAGACAGUUCCUUGAGAGGUCGCUUUGCCUUUCCAAGCUGGUGUAUCUCCUAGCUUCGCCCUGACAGGACAAACGUUGCCCCCAGUAUCGUGUGAUUUUUUUUUCGGGAGACAGGAGCUUGCAGCAUAGAACUUGCACAAGGGUUUGCUUUAGAAGUUCUUGCUAAUGUAAUCUAGAACGGCGGUGGAGUUGGUCACGCCUGCGCUCGUAGAGUAGCUAGCCAACUAGCCACCGCUGUCACCUCUUUUUCCAGUAGCGGCGAGUCGUUGCUAGCUAUGGAUGCGCUGUGGAUGGUCCUGCUGCUGGUGGUCCCAGCCCUACUAUUGACCAGCAGCACCUUUGUUUUUUAUUUUAAAAAGUGUUUCUACGUGGGAUAUAUGAUGAUACUGGGCAUUGUAGCAAUGCCACUCUGCAUUCUGAAAAGCGGUGGAAGGGAUAUUGAAAACAUGAGGAUAAUUCGCAACCUGGUCCGUCAUGUGAAGUACUUCCUGGGUCUGCGCUUUGAGGUGAGCGGCUGGGAGCACCUGCAGACAGAGGGGCCCUACGUGAUCAUCUCCAACCACCAGAGCUCCCUGGACGUGCUGGGUAUGAUGGAGGUACUGCCCGACCGCUGCUCCAUGAUUGCCAAGAAGGAGCUGAUCUAUGCGGGCACAGUGGGCAUGGUGUGCUGGCUGGGUGGCAUCGUCUUCAUCAACCGCAAGAAGACCAGCGAUGCCAAGAGUGUUAUGGCUGAUGCUGCUAAAACCAUGCAGGAUGAAAAGAUUCGCUUGUGGGUGUUUCCAGAAGGGACGAGGAACCAGAAGGGAGACUUGCUGCCCUUCAAGAAGGGAGCCUUCCACCUGGCCGUGCAAGCACAGGCCCCCAUCAUACCGAUUGUGUUUUCCUCCUACCGCAGCUUCUACCUGACAAAGGAAAAGGAGUUCAAGUCUGGCUCUAUCACACUGAAGAUCCUGCCCAAGAUCGAGACCAAGGGACUGACCACGGACGACGUGGCGACGCUAACCGACCAAGCGUACGACAUCAUGCGUUCCGCCUUCCUGGAGAUGUCUGGACCCGCCCCGCUCCUGAGCAACGGGCCGUCCAAACACUGAACAUUCAUUCCGCUGCCCCCAACCUUCUGCCCUCUGCCCCUUCCCUCCCUUCCUACCCCCCUUCUUUCCCUUUCCCCCAUCCUUACUGCCUACCUAUCGCCCUGGCAACACUGAGAACCUCUGCAGUGGCUCGUGACUCUGUAGUCAUGGUGACAGUAAUGACUUUAACCGAAUUGCUUUCAAUGUCCUAUCUCUUGGCUUCUUGUCGCAGGAUCGUACAUAUAUACACACACACACACACACACUCACACUCACACUCACACUCGCAUACAGAUAAAUAACUUAAGCCUCUCUAUCCUGUUGCUUAUUGGACUCAUGAGUAUGGGAGGGGAGGUGAAGGGGUUGAGAUGAUGUCAUUUCCCACGUGGAAGGGGGAGGGAGGGGGUGGCCAUGUGGUGACUCCCAACCUCUAGAAACAGUCCUGCUUCCUGGUCCGACGAGACCCUGCAACAGGUCAAGGACCAGGAACCCCAUGGGAUUGUGGGAGCUGACGGACGACGCCCCUGCACUGCAUGCCUUCCUCUGCCAUGCCGCCUUCUGCCCAGCGCUCUGCUUCAGCAGUUUAUUUAGUGGGUUUUUUAUUAUUAUUGUUUGUUGUUGAUGUUUUUGUGGUUGUUUUUUUUUCUUUUUCUUUUGUUAUUGUGCUUUUGCCAACUCGCUCACAUCUCCUGCAGAUGAAGUACCAACUGUCUGAGUUCCAGCCUCCGCCUUACAGUACUGAGCGUACACACACUCACACACACACACACACACACACUCACACACCCAUACACACACCCAUACACACACACACACACACACACACACACACACACACACACACACACACUCUUACGCAUAUAAAGAGAAAGAGGAAAGGCUUCCAAGAAUCUUGCUAGAGUGGAAAACAUGUGCACACAUGCACACACACUUUGCUCCUCCACUGCUCCUCUGAACUAAUGUACCAUAUAUCCAAUGUUGAACAUUGAUGGUGUAAAAUGAAAAUUAUUUAUACUGCGGUCAUCAACUUUGAUAUUUCAGAUCUGCUGUCGUUGUCAAGCGGUCUAGUGAGACAGAAUGUGUGGUCGACAUGCUGCCUCUCUCUGGAAAUGUGUUCUUUUUCUUUAAGUAUGCGUUUUCAUGUCUGUGAAGCCCCAUUCACAAACACAAAGUGUCAAAGAGGUGUUUUCCAUGAAGUGCACUGUUCUGCUUAGCGCUCCUAUGAUGAUGAUGACCUAAUUCCAGUUACACGAAUGUACAAAGAACCAGUUUAGUCCCUUCUACUAUAUGCUUGUUUUUUUUCUUUUUUGCUCUUUUGUUCUUUUGUCUUUAGUUUAAUUAGUAUCAAUUUAUAAAGAUUUAUAAAGAAUAUUAAGAAGAGUUGAUUUAAUGGAGACUGUGAUCUUCAUGAAAAGUCAUUUGUUGGAUUGUUAUCAGUGUUAAAGGGACUGAAAUAGGAGCUGAUCGUGAUUGGCCCGACAAGUUGAACUCCUCUCUCAUAGGCAUUGGUUGGCAUGGAUCUUUCAUUGAUAAUGAUUGGCAAAGACCUCAAACUCUUCGCCCUUGGAGGUCUUGAGAUGAUCAUGAUUGGUGGAGGGUAAGGCCAUGAUGGCUAGACACAUUUUACAUUAGUCACUGCUGUUGAUUGGUCGAGACAUUUGGGUGUGAUUCAGAAGUGUUAUUUUCCAGAUUGUCUUUGGGGCUGUAAAGUUGUCAUUCUAAUUGUUUUAAAUUGCUCUUUUAAUAGAGGCACAUGUGUAUUAAUAAUCUCUGGCAUCGGCAGUAGUCCAUACAGUGUAACGAACAUUCAGACCAUGAGUAAGUAAUGUAAAGGCCUUCCAUUCAAGUUAGGUGGAGCUUCAGCUGAGGCAUUGAUGUUUUACAGGAUUUCAUUGGAUGUUUUAAUGCGUGCACACAUUUGAUUGGCCAGAGGUAAAGGUGUUUUGAAUUAGUGGUUUCAAAUCUCAAUAGCUAGCAUCUCACUGUGAGGUUCUGACAGGGUAUUCUGCUUCCUUAACCAAGCUUCACUCAUGUCUGUUCAAACUGUCGAAUGUAUCUCAACGUCUGAUGAAGUGUGUGUGGUUGUGUGUGUGUGUGUGUGUGAGAGAGAGAGAGAGAGAGGUGGACAGAGUGAGAAUGUAUUUUACUAUCCGUGUGAGUGAAUGUGUGUGUGCGGUGUUGUUGAGAGAAUAUGUUCCAGAUUCUUCAGACUCACAGGCAAUUUUUUCACAAUGCCAUUUCAUUUCCGCUUUCUCUCCCUCAGUCUCAUAGUGUGUUGGUAGAAGGUAGUUUGGUCCGCUUGUCCCUCACACAAAGAAGUGCUCAACUUGUUCACGAGGGGAAAAGGUUGUGCUCCGUUAUCUCUCCUUGGGGAAGUUUGUAAUUUUUUAAAAAUAUAUAUAUUUGUGAAUUUUAAAAGUUACAAUUUUUGAAUGUCGUGGCAUCCUAAAAGUGUCUAAGGCAACUCAUUUGUGCUGUUUGCCCAGUGCCCAGAUGCAGUUUAAGUCUUUCAAUCAUGUACUACAGACCUACUUGACUGAAUUAUGGCAUUGCCAAAUGAUGCGUGUUCGCUCCAGCUUCACGUAUGAACUCCUACUCUUUGAGUCUUUCAGGUCAUGACUCACUUUCAGGGGAGAAUUUGUGAAUGAAGUUGUAGAAAUGUUUAUUCAUCACUUAUAAACCCUUAAUAAGCUGUUAAGUACCCCUUAAUUAAGGCGAUCUGGAUAUAGGUAGUCUUUGGGAGGCUAUGUCCCAGUCUGUCCUUAAGGUUGUGGGAAGGAAGUGGCAGUGUGAAUUGUAUACUAACUAAAUUCUAAUUGAAUUAAAAGUUUAAAUCCCCCAGAUAUUCAUAUCGGCCGCUAUAUACAGAUUAGGCAUUACAUAAAUAUGUAAACUCCUGAUAUCAAUGUAUUAACAAAGCACUUUUAGCAUAGAAUUUGGAUUUAACAUUAUUUGUAAAGGGAAAACUGAAAUGUGGCAAAAGUGUGUAAAAUAUGAUUUCUUUUUUUUUUUGUUCUUUUUCACCAAAGCUAUUAAAGUGUACACUGGUGGAAGCUUUAGAUUUGUUAUGGAAAAUAAAUAAAUAAUGGAAAAAAUGUGA
Clupea harengus (Atlantic herring) is the source of this 4197-nucleotide messenger RNA. It is a transcript of the gene agpat2, whose product is annotated as 1-acylglycerol-3-phosphate O-acyltransferase 2 (lysophosphatidic acid acyltransferase, beta). NCBI's taxonomy places the organism in Eukaryota, Metazoa, Chordata, Actinopteri, Clupeiformes, Clupeidae. Gene Ontology annotation, cellular component: endoplasmic reticulum; membrane. Gene Ontology annotation, molecular function: 1-acylglycerol-3-phosphate O-acyltransferase activity. Gene Ontology annotation, biological process: phosphatidic acid biosynthetic process. The record is from RefSeq and is a predicted model, not a curated record.